AUGAAGUUGUGCUCAAUAUCCAGUAUACCUGCGGUAUUCCAGGAGAUUUGCCGGAUAACAUGUUGUACGGCCCUCCUCAACUCACCACUUGCCACCAACCUCAUCUUCCCCUCUGCACCACGGUACCACGAUCUGGUCAACGCCCACUACGCCACCAGCGCACCACUUCAGCCAGCCUGCUUCUUCCAACCACAAUCCGCAGACCAAGUCGGGCUCGCAAUCUCCCUCCUCGCAGAAGCUGAUGACGGAUCAUCGCAGUGCCAAUUCGCCAUCCGCGGCGGCGGCCACACGCCCUGGAAAGGCGCUGCGGGUGUUGAGGGCGGAGUGACAAUUGAUCUGGCCCUGAUGAACACGACUAUGUAUAAUCCCGAUACGUCGAGCGUGACGAUUAUGGGUGGUGCCAAGUGGGGAGAUGUGUACAAGGCACUUCAGCCACACGGGGUCGCUGUGACGGGAGGCCGGUCGGACACGGUGGGUGUUGGAGGGCUUAUUAUCGGAGGAGGGCUAUCGUACUUUGGGAACAAGUAUGGGCUUGCGUGCGAUAAUGUGUUGGAUUUCGAGGUGGUCCUAGGCAACGGCCAAAUCAUUGGCGUAAACGAUACCUCCCACCCAGACCUCUUCCGUGCCCUGAAAGGCGGCGCCAACAACCUCGGCAUCGUUACAAAAGUCGAACUGCGCGCCUUUGAACAAGGCCCUCUCUGGGGUGGGUUGAUCGGACACACAAGCGCCGACAUCUCACGGCAGAACCGCGCACUCGUAACUCUCACCAGCAACCUCGUGCACACCCCACACGCGCAGGCCGUCACAAUCUGGAACUACAAUGCCGAGUCAAAGUCAAUGGUCGUAGCGAGCGGUCUCCAACACACGCGCGGCGCCGAAGAUUCCGCCAUCUUCCGCGAGUUCCUCGACAUCCCACAGAUAUUCAGUACCCUCCGCCGGACGGAUAUUUACGGCCUGAUGAUGGAGACCGCGCCUCCGCCGGGGAAAAGGGCCAUGUUCCUGACGCUGACCUUUGGAAAUAAUGUACGGGCCCUCGAGUAUCUUCGCACGUUGCACGAUGAAUCGAUAGGUGCUGCAACGCCGCGCGCGGAGAGCAGCGAUUGGGACUUCAUUACCUUCCUGCCACCGUUUCCAUCUGUUCUGGGAGAUGCGAGUAGACGGAAAGAGAAUAUUCUUGGUUUGUUUGACUACAAGACAUUGAGAAAUAAACCUAAAAUAGAUGCCUAG
Aspergillus calidoustus is the source of this 1227-nucleotide messenger RNA. The record is from the annotation of a GenBank genome assembly. NCBI's taxonomy places the organism in Eukaryota, Fungi, Ascomycota, Eurotiomycetes, Eurotiales, Aspergillaceae.